Molecule: messenger RNA, 2091 nt
Organism: Caenorhabditis elegans
Lineage: Eukaryota; Metazoa; Nematoda; Chromadorea; Rhabditida; Rhabditidae
Gene: hmit-1.1
Product: Proton myo-inositol cotransporter hmit-1.1
Exons: 8
Coding region: 92-1912 (606 amino acids)
Biological process (GO): transmembrane transport
Cellular component (GO): plasma membrane; membrane; apical plasma membrane
Molecular function (GO): transmembrane transporter activity
Source: RefSeq, marked reviewed
UUUUUGGUGCUCACUUAUAGGUAUACCCCCCGAAACACUUGUAAUCUUUAAAGACUUUAUACCAUUUUUUGGCAAUUUUUCAAACUGAACUAUGGUCGCUGUUGCCGCAUUUUCCAGUAGUGGGCAGGACAAGCCCGCGCAUACUCCCAAAUUGGGACUUUUCGUAUAUAUUUUGGCUGCCGCUUCAGUAAUUGGCGGUUUUCUAUUUGGAUAUGAUACUUCUGUAGUGUCGGCUGCAAUGCUUUAUAUGCCCGAUGCUCCAGGGCUCAAGCCUAUGGAUACUGUGUGGCAGGAGGUGCUGGUCAGUAUUUCUCCAGGAAUGGCUGCUGUCGGUUCACUGAUGUCUGGUACCUCCUCCGACUAUAUUGGUCGGCGGAAAGUGAUCCUCGGAGCUUCUGCAAUUUUCACAAUUGGAGCAUUGGUCUGUGCGGCUUCUGUGAACAAAAUUAUGCUCCUAGUUGGAAGAGUUUUGCUGGGAAUUGCAAUCGGAUUUGCUUCUAUGAUUGUACCCGUGUAUCUGGGAGAAACCGCCCCAACUCACGUCAGAGGAAUGCUGGUGGCCGCCUUUGCCCUGAUGAUCAGUUUCGGUCAAGUCGUCGCAAAUAUCACAGGCGGAGCAUUUAGUUAUAUUGAUCCAUACAAUGUUGGCUGGAGAUUGAUGUUCGCCUUUGCUGCAGUACCUUCAAUUAUCCAGUUCGUGUGCUUCAUGUUUCUCCCGGAGACCCCAAGAUGGCUCUAUGAGAAUGGAUUUGAGACGGAGACACGUGAGGUUCUCGAGAAAGUGUAUAACGGAGAUAAAGAAUGGGUAGAGUACGAAAUGGCGGAGAUCAUUGCUUUCAAUGAAGAUCAGGCUAAGGAAAACGAGAAAGCCCAUGCCUCGGGCCCAGUUAUCUGGCGGAUCCUGAAGACCCCACAUGUCUUGAAGGCCUGUUUCAUCGGAUCCAUGCUUCAGGCCUUCCAGCAGCUUGCCGGUAUCAAUACAAUCCUCUACUACACGGCGGAUAUUAUUCGGUCCUCUGGAAUUUCCAAUAAUCACACAACGAUUUGGAUUUCGGUGCUUCUCUCGCUGUGCAACUUUAUCGGGCCUUUCGUUCCGAUGAGCUUAAUCGAAAAAGUGGGGCGCCGCAUUAUUUUCCUCUUCUCCUGCGGCUUAGUCGUCCUGUCGUUAGUCUUCAUCGGUGUGGCGUUCCUCCUGGUAAACCAUGACUCGGCUGCUACAUUGCCUGCAAAUCAGUAUGGCUCUAACUUUAAUUCAUCUUAUCCAGAUGCUAAGGGAUGCAUGGCUUAUAGCAACUGCGACUAUUGCGUGACCACCGAUGCCUGUGGCUUCUGCCACGACGCCAAUACCAAACAGGGGUACUGUCUUCCAGCAGGCUUUGAUAAUCCUGAAGUGUACUCUAGUACGGGCUCAUGCACAAAUAGUAAUGGAUCCAUCGCCAACAACUUCAAAUGGGAAAAAUACUACUGUGACACCAAGUACACCCUCCUGCCUAUCAUCGCCUGCGGUGUCUACCUGCUCACCUUCUCGUCGGGCUUCACCUCCCUGCCCUGGGUGCUCAAUUCGGAGUUCUACCCGAUGUGGGCCCGAUCCACGUGUGUCGCAAUUAGUACCACGUCAAAUUGGGUGUUUAACCUGAUUAUUGCGCUGACCUACCUUUCAUUGACUCAAGUUAUCGGGAAAUACGGAGCAUUUUGGCUAUACGCGGGCUUAACCGUUAUUGCGUUCAUUUUCAUCCUGUUUUUGGUGCCUGAGACAAAAGGAUACUCCAUUGAAGAGGUAGAAAUGCUAUUUAUGAACAAAAAACAACGCCGGGAGGCAGAGUCCAGACGGCGAGAGACAGUGACAGAGGUCAGGAGUCGAAUGAACAGUACGGUUUCUUUUGGACAACACAAUGAAGUACAUAAAUAUUGAUUUUUGUGAAAAAGUUAAAUUUUAAAUUGUAACGUGUGUCAGCAAAAUUGAUUUUCCAUAACAAAAAAAAUUUCCAAAAAAAAUUCCAAAAAAAAAAAUGUUUUUUUGAAAAUUUUUCGGAAAAUAUCGUUAAAUGUUAUACAUUUUCUGGGUCGUUUUGAAUGAAUUUUUCUUUUUUU